AUGCUCCUCCACUCCUCUUCCGCCUCGCUCUGCUCACAGCAGCCUGCUCCCACGUCUUCCACUUCCCCCUCCGCCACAAACUACCACAAGCUCGUCUCCACCCUCACCUCCAACCAAAAGCCCUACGGCACCAUCCCUCGUCGCCGUCGCAACCGUGCUUCCUCGACCACCUCCAUCCCCACAUCUCCUUCCUCUUCUCGCUCCUCCCAGUCUUCCUCGCGUAACUCGCUCGAGUUCCUCAAAGCCCACUACAUCGCCACUGCCCAAUCCUUCAACUGGCCUACUUCUUCCUCGACUUUCAAGUCUUCGUCGACUCAGUCCAACAACAAGAACAACAAGAACCACCGUUCAACUGGCUGCGCACGCGAAUUCCUCCCCCCACUUGCCCUUCUUGUCGCCAACAGCUCCCCCGUCGUCACUCUCGAUGCUACCCCUCUGAUUCUCACCUCUUUAGAGGCCGUCAGCGCUGAAGAGUACAACAACAAUGCGGAAGAGGGACUUUACCCAGCUUCGGUUGCAGCUAUGGAUAAGUUCAAGGUCAUGCGUUCCGACACGAUCGCAUUAAAGACCUUUACAUAUCGCGAAACUCCCGUGAUUGAGGUCAAGCGUCCUAGGACGCCUCUCUUGACCCAGCGCCGUCGUCCCGUUAGCAUCCCCCAUCCUGCUACUGCGGACAUUGCCGCUGCUGCUUCCACUCCAGCUGCUCCUGAGGAAGAGUUGUUGCCUUUGCCACGCCACUUGGCUUGUCGCGAAACCCGGUCCAACCCGGAUUACUUGCGCAUGAUGGCUUCCGAGUUGAGGAUGAUCCGCGCUCGCAAGCUGAUUGCUCCCUUGAAGCCCCGCAGUUACCUCCCCCGUCGUCAUGAACUCUUCUCUCCAGUCAAGUCGUCCCUCUCGGUCUCAAUGGAGAUGCCUUGCGAGGAGGAUGACCACCCUUUGAACAACCUCUUGGUCGGCUCCUGGACUUCGUUCUCUUCAACAGAGUCCUUCCUCUCUUCGACCUCUUCCAACUAUGCAACUGCCGACGAGAGCUUUGAUUAA
Linnemannia hyalina is the source of this 1041-nucleotide messenger RNA. The record is from the annotation of a GenBank genome assembly. Lineage: Eukaryota; Fungi; Mortierellomycota; Mortierellomycetes; Mortierellales; Mortierellaceae.